AGAGGUUGGGAGCACUUCAUGACUGCAGUGUCUCUCACACCUUCUGAUCCCGAAUCACAACCAGCCCAAAGUCCAGACUUCAUCAUAAGACACAGGGACAGAGUUUCCACGCCGCUGGGCUCUGGCACAGCCGUCUGGCUGCCGUUGGUCCGAAUCCUGAGGAGAACGAAGACCUCAGCGAUCAGAAGCUGCUGACUGACUCACACUCGACUUAAAGGCCAUUGGCUCAGGAUUGGCAACAACAUGGGGGACACCAAGGAGAUGCAAAAUGGCACAGACGUCCACGGACCUGUGGCCGGCAUAUUCCUGGAGAAGACGAAGGAGAAGAUAACCAUAUAUCAGGCCAUGAAAAAACGCUUCCUUAAGCCAGCAACAGCGUUGGCCCUGCUUGAAGCACAAGCAGCCACAGUAGGCAUCAUUGACCCCAUCAACAACAAAAUACUAAGUGUGCUAGAUGCUGUUAAAGCGGGAAUUGUAGGUCCAGAGAUGAAAGAGAAAUUGCUCACAGCAGAGAAAGCAAUCACUGGUUACAUAGACCCCUACACAAAUCAAACAAUAUCUGUAUUCCAAGCGAUGCAAAAAGAUUUAGUCACAAGAACUUAUGGGCUGAGAAUGCUCGAAGCCCAGAUCGCAACAAAAGGCCUGUUCGAUCCCAUUGAGAAGACAAACGUCUCGGUUGACACUGGGAUUGGGAAGGGGUACUAUGAAAAAGGUUUGCUUGAUAACCAAAUGGAGGAGCUCAAAGUGUUUUAUGAUCCAACUGCACAAAAGAAUGUCGGCUACCAAACCCUCUUGGAGAAAUGUAUGGUGGAGCCUGACACAGGUUUGCUGCUCCUUCCAGUUUGCAUCACCUUCAAAGGUCUGCGUAGAGGCAUAUCCUCCACCGAACUUCUUGAAUCAAAGAUCAUUGACAAAGAAAUAUACGAUGACCUGCAAAAAGGAAAGACAACAACACAGGAAGUGUUGCUGAUGGAAACUGUAAAGGAAUACCUGCAAGGAAAGGGCUCCAUUGCAGGCAUAGCUCUUCUCUCAACCAAUCAAAGAAUGAGCAUCUAUGAAGCCAUGAGGAAAGGCAUACUGAUGCCCGGAACAGCACUUGUUCUGCUUGAAGCACAAGCUGCGACCGGAUUCAUGAUUGAUCCGGUGGAAAACAAAAAGUACACUGUAGAUGAAGCUGUCAAAAACAAACUUGUUGGCCCAGAAUACACUGCAAAACUGCGUUCUGCUGAGCGAGCAGUCACUGGAUACAUAGACCCUUAUUCAGGUGAAACGAUAUCACUGUUUCAAGCGCUGUCAAAAGACCUGAUCGUUCAGGAACAUGGGAUCCGUCUUCUUGAGGCACAAAUUGCUACAGGUGGGAUCAUAGACCCAAUCAACAGCCACAGACUUCCGACAGAAAUAGCCUUCAAGAGAGGUUAUUUGACUAAAGAGAUGAAUGCCAUACUAGAGAAUUCAGGGGAUGACACAAAAGGUUUUUUUGACCCAAAUACAGAGGCUAAUCUAACAUAUCUUGAGUUGAUGGAAAGGUGUGUCAUUGAUCCUGCCACUGGACUGUGUCUCCUCCCUCUCCAUGACAAAUCAGACACACGGAACUUCAACUUCAUCGAUUACCAAACCAAGAUGCUCUUCAAACAGGAGAAAGUGAAAGUCACGCACGGAAAGUACAUGGGGAUGACAGUAUCCCUGUGGGAACUUCUGAUGUCAGAAUACUUUGAUGAACAGCAGAGGCAGGACAUCUUCAAAAAAUACAGGGAAGGAACGCUGGAUGUUAAGACAAUCAUCAAAACAGUUCUGGAAAUCAUAGAAACAUCAGUGACAACAACUAAAGUUGUUUUUGAAGGCAUCCGAGAAACUGUUACAGCAAAACAGCUUGUGGAGGCAGAAAUCAUUAGUGAGGAGAUUCUGGAAGAGCUGAAUAAGGGCAAAAUGUCAGUCAAGGAAGUGGUGGAAGACGAACAUGUAAAUAUGUACUUGAAGGGCAUGGGCAGCAUUGCAGGUGUUCUGCUUCCAAAUUCUCAAAUCAUGACCAUCUACCAGGCCAGACAAAAAGGCAUGCUGAUGCCAGGAACUGCUCUGAUUCUGCUGGAGGCCCAGGCAGCAACAGGGUUUGUCAUUGACCCUAUUGGAAACCGAAAGUUUUCAGUAGAUGAUGCUGUAAAAGCAAAUAUAGUGGGACCUGAUGUCUGUCAAAAGCUGCGCUCAGCAGAGAAAGCCGUCACUGGAUACCGAAAUCCAUAUGAUGGCAAAAUAAUCUCUUUGUUCCAAGCGAUGCAAAAUGAUCUGAUUGUGAAAGAACAUGGAAUCAGACUGCUGGAGGCACAAAUCGCUACUGGAGGGAUCAUCGAUCCAGUGAACAGCCAUCGUAUCCCUGUUCAUGUGGCCUAUAAGAGGGGCUACUUUAAUGAAGAAAUGAAUCAGAUCCUGGAUGAUCCAAGUGACGACACCAAAGGUUUCUUUGACCCAAACACCCAGGAGAACCUGACAUACUUGCAACUCUUGGAAAGAUGUGUCACAGAUUCCAUCACAGGCCUGUGCCUUUUGCCUCUUAAAGGAAAGAUGCACAAAAUAAACAUAAAGGAUAACAUUUGGGAAAUACUCAAAACAACAACAGUCACUGUCAAAUACGGCAGGUUCAAGGGAAAGCACACAACACUGUGGGAUCUCAUCAAUUCGGAAUAUUUGUCUGAAGACAAGCGGCAGGAACUAUUCAAGCUCUUCAGGUUGAGGAAAAUCACAGUUGAGCAACUCACUGUCACCAUUUUAGAGAUCAUUAAGGCAAAAGAGAUAAAGCAGCAAGAGGAAUUAUACCUUGAAGGUCUGAGAGGGAAGGUUUCUGUUCUGACCCUGGCGGAGCUGGGAAUUGUAGAUGAAAAAACCUACAACGACUUGAUUGAUGGAAAGACAACAAGCACUAACGUGAUGAACAUGGAGAGUGUGAGAAAUUACCUACGAGGAACAAACUGUGUGGCUGGGGUGAUACUGCAACCCUCCAAUCAGAAGCUAAGCAUCUAUGAAGCACAAAGGAGUGGCAUCCUCACACCUGGUACUGCCCUUUGCCUUCUUGAAGCGCAAGCUGCUACCGGCUUCAUCGUUGACCCUCUGAGAAAUAAAAAGUUCACAGUAGCACAAGCUCUCAAAGAAAACAUGGUUGGUCCUCAAAUGUAUGAAAAACUUUUGUCUGCAGAAAGAGCUGUCACAGGUUACAGAGAUCCAUAUACAGGCCACACAAUUUCACUUUUCCAAGCCUUGGAAAAGGAUCUCAUUGUGAGGCAGCAUGGCAUUCGUUUACUUGAGGCCCAGAUUGCUACGGGUGGCAUUAUUGAUCCAAUAAUGUGCAUCCACUUGCCUGUUGAGGUUGCUUACAAAAAAGGGUACUUCGAUGCAGAACUUAAUCAGAUACUAUCAGAUCCAACUGAUGACACAAAGGGCUUUUUUGACCCCAAAACGCACGAAAAUCUCACGUAUUCCGAAAUGUUGAGCAGAUGUGUAAAAGAUAAAGAAACAGGACUGCUUCUCCUGCCACUGAAUGAUAAGCCCAAAGUCACAACAGCAGCGGAAAAAAUGUACACUGAGGCAGAGAUACAGCAAGAGUUUGAAAAGACAGUUGUCAGUGUCUCUGUUGGAUGUUAUUCAGGAAAAUCUGUUUCCUUGUGGGACCUGCUCCAUUCCCGGUACUUCACUGAAGAUCAGCUGCUUGAGAUUAUUGAAAAAUUCAGAACAAGGCGGAUUACCACACAAACUGUAAUCACAUUGGUCAUCUCCACAAUUGAAAAACUGGCGAAAAGUGAAGCUCCUAAGACAAUCAUGGGCUUGAGAAAGCUUGUCUCUGCAGAACAACUCCUGGAUUCUGAUGUUAUCAAUGAAGACACGUUCAAAAAAGUGAAAGAAGAAACUGUUGCAUUUGAAACAGUGGCCCAAGAGGAGUCUGUGAAAAGAUACCUUAAAGGGACUGGGAGCAUAGCUGGAAUCAAAGUUCUUCCAUCACAGACAGUCAUGCGCAUAUAUGAAGCAAAAAAUAAAGAUCUACUGACACCUGGCAUGGCACUCUUGCUACUUGAAGCACAAGCUGCAACAGGAUGGAUCAUUGAUCCUCUUGAAAACAAGUUCUACACUGUUGAUGAAGCGAUCAAAGAGAAAGUAAUUGGACCUGAUGUUCGUGAACAACUUCUGUUGGCAGAACGAGCCGUCACGGGCUAUGAAGAUCCUUACACAGAUAUAGGAAUAACUCUAUUUGAAAGCAUGAAAGAACAACUCAUUCCAAGAAGCAAUGGCCUCCGACUUCUUGAAGCACAGAUAGCAACUGGAGGAAUCAUUGAUCCAAAUCAAAGUCAUAGAGUACCUGCUCAUGUUGCAAUUAGAAAGGGAUAUCUGGAUGAAGAAACUCAUGAAAUUCUGCUGAAGUCCUCUGACAGCACAAAGGGAUUCUUGGACCCAAACACAAAAGAAAACGUCACAUACCUUCAGCUGAUCAACCGAUGUGAGAAAGAUCCUAAAACUGGACUGCUUCUCCUCCCACUGAAUACAGAAGCAUCACAUGAGCUGCAUACUGAUGAGCAAAUAGAAUUUGCACUGAAAAACAAAAUCAUCACCUUAAAUGUGGGCACAUUUACGGGCAAAGAUGUGUCAGUGUGGGAAGUGUUGUUAUCUGCAUACAUAUCAGAACAAAAAAGGGAGCAACUCAUACAACAAUACAGGACAAAAACCUUGACAAUAGAGGAGAUUAUUGAAAUAAUUACAGCUAUUGUUACAGAAGUGUCAUCCAAAGAAAAGAAGUUCAAAGGAUUGAGAAAGCAAGUCUCGGCCAGUGAGUUGUAUGAGUCAAAGAUUAUCUCAAAGGAGCUUUUCUCUCAGAUCAUACAAGGAGAAAUAACACCAGAUAAAGUUACCAAAAUGGAAUCUGUUCAAAAGUUCCUCGGAGCAACAAACUGCAUUGCAGGUGUCAGAGUUGAAUCCACAAAAAAGGUUAUGAGCAUCUACGAAGCCAAAAGCAAAGGUCUUCUGACUCCUGGCACCUCUCUGAUCCUGCUGGAAGCCCAAGCUGCAACUGGCUUUGUCAUUGACCCAGUCAACAACAAGAAACUUUCUGUGGAGGAAGCUGUAGCUCAAGGAGUGGUUGGACAGGAGUGGAAAAAGAAAUUGCUUUCAGCAGAGAGAGCAGUUACAGGAUACAAAGAUCCUUACACUGGAGACACAAUUUCAUUGUUCCAGGCUUUGACAAAAGAUCUAAUUGUGAAAGAUCAUGGAAUCCGUCUCCUUGAAGCACAGAUUGCAACAGGAGGCAUAAUUGACCCUGUGCACAGUCACAGAGUGCCUGUUCAGGUGGCAUACCAAAGAGGUUACUUUGAUGAAGAAAUGAAUGAAAUCUUAUCUGAUGCCGACGACGACACCAAAGGCUUCUUUGACCCCAACACCAAAGAGAACCUCACUUAUCUUCAGCUGAUUGAGAGGUGUGUCAUAGACCCAGUUACAGGUUUAAAUUUGCUGUCUAUUGUCAAAAAGGGUGAGUUUUAUUUCUUUGUUGACGAGGCAACUAAACUCAUCCUGAAAUCUACGACAACAACCAAAGCUGGAGGGAAGUAUAAAGGGUUGGUUGUCUCUCUCUGGGAUCUGAUAUACUCCAGGUACAUCACUGAGGAGAAGAGACGAGAGCUUGUGAAACAGUUCAAGAGUGGUGCUAUCACAAUUGAACGCUUUUUGGAAAUCAUCCUGACAAUCAUUCAGCAGAACACGACAACCACGUCUUCAUCAUCAACAAUCGUCACAGGUCCUCCACCAGAAACAAAGGAGAACAGUUCCACAACCAAGACAUCCAGCAGUACAACAAAAACUACAACCACAACCAUCACAGAGACUACAGAAGUUGAUACCUUCCAUGGAAUCAGAAAGGAUGUCACUGCCUCUGAACUGCUUAAAUCAAAAAUCAUUGACGAGGAGCUCUAUGAAGAUCUCAGUACUGGAAAAGUUACUGUGACAGAAGUCAGUGAGAUGGCCUCGGUGCGCAAGUACCUGGAAGGAACUAACUGCAUUGCAGGAGUGUAUAUCCAGUCAACCAACCAGACUAUGAGCAUCUAUGAAGCCAAAAGCAAAGGUCUUCUGACUCCUGGCACCUCUCUGGUUCUGCUGGAAGCCCAAGCUGCAACUGGCUUUGUCAUUGACCCAGUCAACAACAAGAAACUUUCUGUGGAGGAAGCUGUAGCUCAAGGAGUGGUUGGACAGGAGUGGAAAAGCAAAUUGCUUUCAGCAGAGAGAGCAGUUACAGGAUACAAAGAUCCUUACACUGGAAACACAAUUUCUUUAUUCCAGUCCUUGAAGAAAGACCUUAUUGUGAAAGAUCAUGGAAUCCGUCUUCUUGAAGCACAGAUUGCUACAGGGGGCAUAAUUGACCCUGUGUACAGUCACAGAGUACCCGUUCAGGUGGCAUACCAAAGAGGUUACUUUGAUGAAGAAAUGAACAAGAUUUUGUCUGAUGCUGACGAUGACACCAAGGGCUUCUUUGACCCCAACACCAAAGAGAACCUCACUUAUCUUCAGCUGGUUGAGAGGUGUAUCACAGAUCCCAUCACAGGCCUCAGCUUGCUGGUCAUUGUGAAAAAAGGAGAGCUGUAUUUCUUUGUUGAUGAGGCAACAAAACACAUUCUGAAAUCAAAAACAACCACCAGAGCUGGAGGGGAAUAUCAAGGAGCAACAGUCUCUCUCUGGGAUCUGCUAUACUCCAGGUACGUUGCUGAGGAGAAGAGACAGGACCUUGUGAAACAGUUCAAGAGUGGUGCUAUCACAAUUGAACGCUUUUUGGAAAUCAUCCUGACAAUCAUUCAGCAGCACACGACAACAACCUCUUCAUCAUCAACAAUCGUCACAUGUCCUCCACUAGAAACAAAAGAGACAUCCAGCAGUACAACAAAAACUACAACCACGACCAUCACUGAGACUACAGAAGUUGAUACCUUCCAUGGAAUCAGAAAGGAUGUCACUGCCUCUGAACUGCUUGAAUCAAAAAUCAUUGACGAGGAGCUCUAUGAAGAUCUCAGUACUGGAAAAGUCACUGUGACAGAAGUCAGUGAGAUGGCCUCGGUGCGCAAGUACCUGGAAGGAACUAACUGCAUUGCAGGAGUGUAUAUCCAGUCAACCAACCAGACUAUGAGCAUCUAUGAAGCCAAAAGCAAAGGUCUUCUGACUCCUGGCACCUCUCUGGUUCUGCUGGAAGCCCAAGCUGCAACUGGCUUUGUCAUUGACCCAGUCAACAACAAGAAACUUUCUGUGGAGGAAGCUGUAGCUCAAGGAGUGGUUGGACAGGAGUGGAAAAAGAAAUUGCUUUCAGCAGAGAGAGCAGUUACAGGAUACAAAGAUCCUUACACUGGAAACACAAUUUCAUUGUUCCAGGCUUUGACAAAAGAUCUAAUUGUGAAAGAUCAUGGAAUCCGUCUCCUUGAAGCACAGAUUGCAACAGGAGGCAUAAUUGACCCUGUGUACAGUCACAGAGUGCCCGUUCAGGUGGCAUACCAAAGAGGUUACUUUGAUGAAGAAAUGAACAAGAUUUUGUCUGAUGCCGAUGAUGACACCAAGGGCUUCUUUGACCCCAACACCAAAGAGAACCUCACUUAUCUUCAGCUGGUUGAGAGGUGUAUCACAGAUCCCAUCACAGGCCUCAGCUUGCUGGUCAUUGUGAACAAAGGAGAGCUGUAUUUCUUUGUUGAUGAGGCAACAAAACGCAUUCUGAAAUCAAAAACAACCACCAGAGCUGGAGGGGAAUAUCAAGGAGCAACAGUCUCACUCUGGGAUCUGCUAUACUCCAGGUACGUUGCUGAGGAGAAGAGACGGGACCUUGUGAAACAGUUCAAGAGUGGUGCUAUCACAAUUGAACGCUUUUUGGAAAUCAUUCUGACAAUCAUUCAGCAGCACACGACAACAACCUCUUCAUCAUCAACAAUCGUCUCAAGUCCUCCACUAGAAAUUAAAAAAGACAGUUCCACAACCAAGACAUCCAGCAGCACAACAAAAACUACAACCACGACCAUCACUGAGACUACAGAAGUUGAUACCUUCCAUGGAAUCAGAAAGGAUGUCACUGCCUCUGAACUGCUUAAAUCAAAAAUCAUUGACGAGGAGCUCUAUGAAGAUCUCAGUACUGGAAAAGUCACUGUGACAGAAGUCAGUGAGAUGGCCUCGGUGCGCAAGUACCUGGAAGGAACUAACUGCAUUGCAGGAGUGUAUAUCCAGUCAACCAACCAGACUAUGAGCAUCUAUGAAGCCAAAAGCAAAGGUCUUCUGACUCCUGGCACCUCUCUGGUUCUGCUGGAAGCCCAAGCUGCAACUGGCUUUGUCAUUGACCCAGUCAACAACAAGAAACUCUCUGUGGAGGAAGCUGUAGCUCAAGGAGUGGUUGGACAGGAGUGGAAAAGCAAAUUGCUUUCAGCAGAGAGAGCAGUUACGGGAUACAAAGAUCCUUACACUGGAAACACAAUUUCUUUAUUCCAGUCCUUGAAGAAAGACCUUAUUGUGAAAGAUCAUGGAAUCCGUCUUCUUGAAGCACAGAUUGCUACAGGGGGCAUAAUUGACCCUGUGUACAGUCACAGAGUACCCGUUCAGGUGGCAUACCAAAGAGGUUACUUUGAUGAAGAAAUGAACAAAAUUUUGUCUGAUGCUGACGAUGACACCAAGGGCUUCUUUGACCCCAACACCAAAGAGAACCUCACUUAUCUUCAGCUGGUUGAGAGGUGUAUCACAGAUCCCAUUACAGGCCUCAGCUUGCUGGUCAUUGUGAACAAAGGAGAGCUGUAUUUCUUUGUUGAUGAGGCAACAAAACACAUUCUGAAAUCAAAAACAACCACCAGAGCUGGAGGGGAAUAUCAAGGAGCAACAGUCUCACUCUGGGAUCUGCUAUACUCCAGGUACGUUGCUGAGGAGAAGAGACAGGACCUUGUGAAACAGUUCAAGAGUGGUGCUAUCACAAUUGAACGCUUUUUGGAAAUCAUCCUGACAAUCAUUCAGCAGCACACGACAACAACCCCUUCAUCAUCAACAAUAGUCACAUGUCCUCCACUAGAAACAAAAGAGACAUCCAGCAGCACGACAAAAACUACAACCACGACCAUCACAGAGAUUACAGAAGUUGAUACCUUCCAUGGAAUCAGAAAGGAUGUCACUGCCUCUGAACUGCUUGAAUCAAAAAUCAUUGACGAGGAGCUCUAUGAAGAUCUCAGUACUGGAAAAGUCACUGUGACAGAAGUCAGUGAGAUGGCCUCGGUGCGCAAGUACCUGGAAGGAACUAACUGCAUUGCAGGAGUGUAUAUCCAGUCAACCAAACAGGCUAUGAGCAUCUAUGAAGCCAAAAGCAAAGGUCUUCUGACUCCUGGCACCUCUCUGGUUCUGCUGGAAGCCCAAGCUGCAACUGGCUUUGUCAUUGACCCAGUCAACAACAAGAAACUUUCUGUGGAGGAAGCUGUAGUUCGAGGAGUGGUUGGACAAGAGUGGAAAAAGAAAUUGCUUUCAGCAGAGAGAGCAGUUACAGGAUACAGAGAUCCUUACACUGGAGACACAAUUUCAUUGUUCCAGGCUUUGACUAAAGAUCUGAUUGUAAGAGCUCAUGGUAUUCGUCUCCUUGAAGCACAGAUUGCUACAGGAGGCAUAAUUGACCCUGUGUACAGUCACAGAGUGCCUGUUCAGGUGGCAUACCAAAGAGGUUACUUUGAUGAAGAAAUGAACAAGAUUUUGUCUGAUGCUGACGAUGACACCAAGGGCUUCUUUGAUCCCAAUACCAAAGAGAACCUCACUUAUCUUCAGCUGGUUGAGAGGUGUAUCACAGAUCCCAUCACAGGCCUCAGUUUACUCCCACUACACAAGUGAAGUCGAUUUCAUGGUGAUUGUGUGAGGAAUAGUUAUUUCUCUUUUGUCUGUUUCAGUGGAUAACUAUUGCUGCAUAUUUGUCAUGGAUUUAACACAAAGAGAAGUAAAUCAGUGUUGAAAAUCAUCAAGAGGGUGGAAAAAAAAUUCCUCAACUAUGUGUAUACUAGUUGAAGCACUGCCACAUCAACCUGAUUAACUCACAACUUUAUUUUUGCUUCAAAUUAGUUUCGUAUAUGUCGUUACCCUUUAUUUCAGUUGUCACUGGUGAAGUAUAUGAAAAGCCUGUUUUCACUGUCAGUCAAAACUGUAACAAACGGUGCAAAGUUUUUUUUUUCUCUCCACAUCUUGCAGUUUUGUUUUCAACUGUUUCAUGUUAUAGUGGGAACAAACACUUCAGUUGUUUUUUUUCACCAAGUUCAACUUACAGAAGCUUGAUCGUUAAGCUUCUUGGUAUUGCUUGUCUUCAAUCUGCUGUUUUACUCUGAAUAAGGUCACACAUGUCUUCAAAACUGUCAAGAUGCUUUUCUGUUAUUCUGGACCAAUAAAGGAACUAUCAAUACUA
Molecule: messenger RNA, 10405 nt
Organism: Salarias fasciatus (jewelled blenny)
Lineage: Eukaryota; Metazoa; Chordata; Actinopteri; Blenniiformes; Blenniidae
Gene: eppk1
Product: epiplakin 1
Exons: 3
Coding region: 244-9843 (3199 amino acids)
Biological process (GO): intermediate filament bundle assembly; hemidesmosome assembly; wound healing
Cellular component (GO): cytoskeleton; perinuclear region of cytoplasm; hemidesmosome
Molecular function (GO): ankyrin binding; keratin filament binding; cadherin binding
Source: RefSeq, a predicted model, not a curated record